This is a messenger RNA of Rangifer tarandus platyrhynchus (Svalbard reindeer), 231 nucleotides long. NCBI's taxonomy places the organism in Eukaryota, Metazoa, Chordata, Mammalia, Artiodactyla, Cervidae. The record is from the annotation of a GenBank genome assembly.
AUGUACCGCAAGUCGUGUGCGUCAUCGGCAGCCUGCCUCAUCGCCUCGGCUGGGUACCAGUCCUUCUGCUCCCCAGGGAAACUGAACUCGGUGUGCAUCAGCUGCUGCAACACCCCUCUUUGCAACGGGCCCCGGCCCAAGAAAAGGAGCAGUUCUGCCUCGGCCCUUCGGCCAUGGCUUCCCAGCACCAUCUUGCUCCUCAAGAUAGCCCUUUUCUCUGCACACUGCUGA